GUAUCAUUCAUUCAUACAAUAUAUACGAAAUUACAUUAGCUCAUUGCUCGAGAAAGUACUAUUGACCAAUUCUCUCUCUAUCUUCUCUCUAUAGAUCUAUAGAAACAAAUAGAAUGCAGGUAGUUCCGACCGCCGGCGCCGGGCCGACAGUGGCCAUGGUAGUAGUGUUGGUAUUAAUCUUACUAUCUAGCUCGAGCAGCGAAGCAAACAAUGUGACGAAAAUACUCGACAAAUUCCCUCAAUUCUCCACCUUCAAUCACUACCUGACCGUCACUCACCUCGCCGAUGAUAUCAACGACCGACAGACAAUCACGGUCUGCGCCGUCGACAACGCCGCCAUGUCAGAUCUUCUAGCCAAACACCUCUCAAUCGAUUCUAUCAAAAACGUUCUCUCUUUUCACGUCAUCCUAGAUUACUUCGGCGCAGAAAAGCUCCAUAAAAUCACAAACAGCACUGUCCUCUCCGCCACCAUGUUUCAAGCCACCGGUUCUGCUUCUGGCUCGUCCGGAUUCGUCAACAUAACCGAUCUCAAGGGAGGAAAGGUCGCAUUUUCCCCUGAGGGUAAUGAUAUAUCCGCGUUCUACGUCAAGAUUUUACAGGAGAUUCCAUAUAAUAUUUCCGUUAUUCAGAUCAGUAAUAUCCUGACUUCCCCUGAAGCCGAAGCGCCUACCCCGGCUCCAACCCAGAUCAAUCUCACUUCGGUUAUGUCGGCUCACGGUUGCAAGGCCUUCGCCGACGCACUUAUCGCCGAACCCGAUGCCGAGAAGAUGUUCGCCGACAAUAUCGAAGGCGGUUUGACGGUUUUCUGUCCAGCCGACGAUGCUUUCAAGAAUUUCUUACCCAAAUACCAUAAUUUAUCUGAAGAUCACAAACAGUCAUUGCUUGAAUUCCACGGCGUUCCUGUUUUUCUCACGAUGCCUAACAUAAAAUCCGACAACGGACUCAUGAACACGCUUGCCACGGAUGGAGCAAACAAAUUUGAUUUCGAGGUGCAGAAUGUCGGUCAGGACGUGACGUUGAAGACGAAGGUUGUGACCGCGAAGAUAACCGGAACUUUGGUUCAGAAAAGGCCGCUGGCGAUUUACACCAUCAACAAAGUUCUGCAACCGAUGGAGCUCUUUAAUGUUACUUUGUCUCCGGCGCCGGCGCCGGAACCCGUGGCGGAGGCGCCGAAGAAAGCAAAGAAGGGGAAAAAUAAGUCACCGCCGGCGACGGAUUCACCUGCCGCUUCCCCAGAUGAAGAUCCGGCCGAUCAGACGGCGGAUAAGAACGUUGCUGCUGUUCGAUCAUUUGGCGGUGUAAGAUUUAUUGCAGGGAUUUUGGGUCUGUGGUUGGCCAAUUUAUCAUUAUAUAUAUAAUUUAUGAAUUUUGUUUUUUUCAUUUAUUAUUUCAGUCUUUUUAUUUGUAAGCUUAAAAAAACAACACUCUUUAUAGCUUGUGCUACCAUAUUUCUUAUUUUGUUUU
Impatiens glandulifera is the source of this 1464-nucleotide messenger RNA. Its product is annotated as fasciclin-like arabinogalactan protein 1. The coding region runs from base 114 to 1358 and encodes 414 amino acids. The record is from RefSeq and is a predicted model, not a curated record. The transcript has a single exon. Gene Ontology annotation, cellular component: plasma membrane. Lineage: Eukaryota; Viridiplantae; Streptophyta; Magnoliopsida; Ericales; Balsaminaceae.